AUGGUUGCAUUACUGGCGUUUUCAAGUAAUACUUAUAUAGUACCACCUAACCCCACUACGUACGGUAUCCCACGUAUAGGGCUGAAAGCUGCUGGUAACAAACUUGUUGUGGUCGAUUUUUCAGCUGAGUGGUGUGGACCAUGUAUAAUGAUUGGGCCAAAGUUCAAGGAAAUGUCAGAAACAUUCCAGAACGUGGUCUUCCUAAACAUUGACGUUGAUGAGAACUCGGAAACAGCACAGUCGUGUGGUGUUAAAUCUAUGCCAACUUUUCAAUUCUACAAGAACGGGAAAAAGGAAGAAUUUGUCACUGCAUUGAGCGGUGCUGGUGAUAAACUGGUGAUAGCUGAGUUUGCUGCUGAUUGGUGCGGGCCUUGCCAAGGCAUCGAGCCUAAGAUCAAGGUCAUGGAAGAAGAAUUUCAACAGGUGGUCUUUUUGGAAAUCGACGUUGAUAAAGAUUCCGAAACCACUGAAGCUGCUCAUAUUAACAGAGUGCCGACUUUUAAAUUCUACAAGCACAUGGAAGAGGUGUUGACCAUAGUUGGUACGGACGAAAGCAGCAUACGCAAUGCCGUGAUGAAAUGGAUGUAA
This is a messenger RNA of Saccoglossus kowalevskii, 588 nucleotides long. RefSeq names its product thioredoxin-like. Gene Ontology annotation, molecular function: protein-disulfide reductase activity. Lineage: Eukaryota; Metazoa; Hemichordata; Enteropneusta; Harrimaniidae. The record is from RefSeq and is a predicted model, not a curated record.